GGCGGCUUGUUGCGCUGCUGCUGGUUGCAGUUUUGUACGCUGGAACUGGUUUCUUCAUUCAGCGUCAGUGCUCUGGUGAGAUCGGAUCACCUCGAACGGAGUGACCGCUACAAGGGACAUACAGUUUUAAACAGUGAAGAUCUGUGCAGUGUAGAAAGGUGUAACAAACAGUAGAAGCAGAACAACCAACCUUCUUCGAACGCGCAACAAACGAGCAAUCGUUUAUUUUAUUUGCUGGCGGUUACCAUUGUAUGGCACAUCGCCCCGUCAGUGCAAUGUCUCGUCAAGAAUCUGAAAUGAUCAACCGUAGCCGCCGUGCUCUGUCCUCGGGCGCGCUGACCGACUCGAUCGAGAAGCUGCGACACAUGUGCCUUGCCCGUGGUGCCUCGGGUAUCCUGGGACUGGGACGCUGUUUCCGCCGCAUGGACGACGACGGCAACAAGCAGCUGAAUCUGGAAGAGUUUAUCAAGGGUCUGCACGACACUGGGCUGGACAUUUCGGCCGAGGAAGCGACAGAAAUGUUUAACAAAUUUGAUACGGACGGUAGCGGUUCGAUUAACAUGACCGAGUUUUUGGUCGCGAUUCGUCCAAACAUGUCCGAGUCCAGAGUCAACAUUGUGCAGCAAGCUUUUGCAAAGCUGGACAAGACCGGCGAUGGAACGAUAACGAUCGAGGAUUUAAAGAAUGUGUACUCUGUGAAGAACCAUCCACUGUACAUCAGUGGAGAGGAGACGGAGGAUGUCAUCUUGCGGAAGUAUUUGGCAAACUUUGAGGAGAACGGCAAUGUGGACGGCUCCGUGACCAAAGAGGAGUUCCUCAACUACUACGCCGGAUUGAGCGCCUCGAUCGAUUCGGAUGCGUACUUUGACCUGAUGAUGCGCCAGGCGUUCAAACUGUAGACACGCCUGUGCCGUUUACGUACAACUAAUAUUUAAUCGUACCACUCCCCCAUGGCCCAUUUUUUAUGUACCCAGCAUACAUCUUAUGUAUUAGAUUGGUUCGAUCAAACGACUACCGGAAGUGAUUCCGAGUUUUUACACACACACAUACACCACUCUUAACUACUACUGCCUUGAGAGAUGAGCAGCAGGAGCAAGAUGAACCAAAGUGAGGAAACAGGAAAAUUCCUGCACGCCGGGAAGUCGUCGUGGCCAGCUGAUGAUGAAACUGUGCUGCACCCGGAAUGAGCAAGACACGCAAACGUUUUCCGAUUGUUGUUGAAACACAAAUCAAUGCACAAGUGUUUACUUAACGAUUAAUAAACAUACAGUUUUAUGUUUCCGAGUGAAAA
Anopheles arabiensis is the source of this 1291-nucleotide messenger RNA. RefSeq names its product calcyphosin-like protein. The coding region runs from base 252 to 899 and encodes 215 amino acids. Gene Ontology annotation, molecular function: calcium ion binding. The transcript is spliced from 4 exons. The record is from RefSeq and is a predicted model, not a curated record. Lineage: Eukaryota; Metazoa; Arthropoda; Insecta; Diptera; Culicidae.